GUGACACGUGAGUUAAGGUUGCCACUAUUCGCUGGAGUGUAAGUUUGAAACAACUAUGCAAAAUAAGAAACUUUUGUGGAUGAUGUUUGGACUUAGUUGCUUGGCGACGAUGAUUUUAGUCAGUAUCGGAAGAUACUUUGAUACUGUCGUAACUUUAAUACAUACCCCUGUUCGGAAAUUCGUGUCAACAUUAAACUCUGAUUUUUAUGGUGAACCAUUACCACUUCAAUAUCAACAAGUUUACAAAAUUCCGGAACAACAUUCCUUACUACAGAACAACCUCUCAAAACAGACGCUCUAUGAUUUGGAAGAGCAAGUCCAACCUAUUCCUGAACCGAAUGUCGACCCAAUCAAGGACUCAAAUGGCAAACCGGUCCAUCACAUAGCAUUCAUAAAGGCUCAUAAGGCUGCUAGUACCACGGUUCAGAAUAUAUUCCUACGCUAUGGAUAUGAAAAUGACCUCGUAUUUGCUUUGCCAAGAGCUGGUUCCACCAUUAGCACGGCAAAUACCGUGAGGCCUGGCAGUAUUCUUCCACCGCCCCCAAGCAGACCUUAUGAUAUAUUGUGUUCUCACGUUAGAUUUGACAGGGAAGCAUUUGGUCGAAUACUACCGAACGAUACUAAAUAUAUAGGAAUCGUGAGGGAGCCGUUCCAUCAGUUCCAAUCUAAUUUGCAGUAUUAUCGUCAACGAUUUGUGUUAAACAUACCAGGAGACAAACCCGUGCAGGAAUAUCUGUUGCACAAUGAUAAAUACAUGAAGUUUGGAGGAAACAACAUUCCUUCCACGUACAAUAAAAUGGCGUAUGAUUUUGGGUUUCCUCAAGACUUGUUUUGGUCAAAAGACCAUGACAAAAUUCAGCGCUUUUUAGCGAAACUGGAUAAUGAGAUCGACUUGGUGAUUGUCACAGAAUAUUUCGACGAAUCCAUUGUGCUGAUGCGACGACUCUUAAACUGGGAUCUGCAAUACGUUUUAUACGGUAAACUAAAUUCCAAAAAGAAAAAGGAUCCGCGAUUGGAAAUCGGCUCAGAAGAAGAAGGACUAUAUAGAAAAUGGGCACAUCUCGAUUACGCCCUUUACAAUUUUUUCCUGGACAAACUUAAAGAAAAACUAAAACACCAACCACCCGAUUUCUAUGAAGAACUAGCUUACUUCAGAAGCACUAGAACUAAGUAUGAUGACUUUUGUAAACUUUCCUUGGACGGUGGUCAGUCCGUUAUUUUAUUUGAAGGAAGUAAGUGGAAUACACCAUUUAUCGUAACAAAAGAACAAUGUAAACACCUGUAUAUCAGAGAAAUUCCAUUUUUUAAUCAAUUAAGAGCACGCAGAAUUCUUCAACUGGAUAGAAUGAACUAAGAUUUCAGUCAAGCCACUUGAACAAAAUCAGGCGAUAAUUGCAGUUAAUGUUAGAGACAAGAAAAAGCUAAACUCUGUGGUAUAGCGCUAUUGAACCUUUCUUAGUGUAAUAUCGCAUUAUGAAUUAAUGUUCUAUACCUCUUUUUUCUAUAGAAAUAUCAAUUUUCAUGCAUCUAUUUAUUUUUUAAUGCGACCGUAAUUCUGAAGAUCUGAGAUCGGUAAUAACGUAUGGAAUGUGAACAGUCUAUCAUAACGCCUGUCUGCGUAGGAAAGACCUUCCACAUGAUUAUGAUAGAGUAUGUUUUAGAUCUACAAUCUUACUCACAAAAAUAUAUAUAUACUUACCUUGAAAUGGUCUGUAGAUCAACGUUCAACCUUAAAGUGAACUAACGAUGACGCAACAGAAGGAUUAGUUUUGACCACAAUGAAACGAAUUCCUAAAUAUAUCAUAUUUUGUACAUGUACCACAUUUUACAAUGCAUUUCCCCCAACUCUUUUUCCAACUUCCCCCGUAAAUUAUCCUGAUUCAUGUGACUUUCCCUAAGCUAUAGUUGUUAAUGUUGGUUACAAAGAAAAGUAAAUGAUUUGUUUCUGUCUCUCCUUCAUUAAUAUUCAAUCACCUUUGUUUUAUGUACAACAUAUAUUAUGUGAAUAAAACGAAGU
Molecule: messenger RNA, 2017 nt
Organism: Mizuhopecten yessoensis (Yesso scallop)
Lineage: Eukaryota; Metazoa; Mollusca; Bivalvia; Pectinida; Pectinidae
Product: galactose-3-O-sulfotransferase 3-like
Exons: 2
Coding region: 56-1354 (432 amino acids)
Biological process (GO): glycolipid biosynthetic process
Cellular component (GO): membrane
Molecular function (GO): galactosylceramide sulfotransferase activity
Source: RefSeq, a predicted model, not a curated record